Messenger RNA from Acanthosepion pharaonis, 768 nucleotides. The record is from the annotation of a GenBank genome assembly. Lineage: Eukaryota; Metazoa; Mollusca; Cephalopoda; Sepiida; Sepiidae.
AUGCUCAAAGUAUAUUUAAUACUCUUUCUGAAUGUGACUUGUUAUUUUCUCCUUUCUUUCUUUCUUUCUUUCUUUCUUUCUUUCUUUCCAAUUGCUCACCCUCUCCCCCGUCUAACAAGAAGUCUGCUUCUUCUUUGUGGCGGUCGUCGUUUUUUUGUUUCUACUCUUACACCCCAUUCUUCUUCUUCUUCUUCUUCUUCUUCUUCUUCUUCUUCAGCUGCUGCUGCUGCUGCUGCUGUUUCUUCUUUUUGUUGUUGUUGUUCUUCUUCUUCUGCUGCUGUUUUUUCUUCUACUGUUUCUUCUGCUUCUUAUUCUUUUUCUUCUGCUGCUUUUGCUGUUUCUUCUUCUUCUUCUUCUGCUGCUGCUGCUUCUUCUGCUGCUGCUGCUGUUUCUUCUUCUACUGUUUCUUCUUCUUCUUCUUCUUCUGUUGCUGCUGUUUCUUCUUCUUUCUCUUCUUCUUCUGCUGCUGCUGUUUCUUCUUCUACUUCUUUUUCUUCUGCUGCUGCUGUUUCUUCUUCUACUACUUCUUUUUCUUCUGCUGCUGCUGCUGUUUCUUCUACUGUUUCUUCUUUUUCUUCUUCUUCUGCUGCUGUUCUUUCUUUUUCUUCUACUGUUUCUUCUUCUUCUUCUUCUUCUUCUUCUUCUUCUUCUUCUUCAAGCGAACCAAUUGCCCGUCGUCCACAUAUAAGCACAGAUGAUUUUUUCAAGAUUUUGUUUCAAUUUCCUUUGUUUUGCCAUUCUUGUAAUAAACCCAUUUAUCAUUAUUAG